AUGUGUAUAUCGCAGCAUCGUGUACGUCCACGUCAUAUACGUCCGCCCAUGACAAUGAAAAGCACGUGGUGCUUUGCCUGCUUUUGUUGGAUCACAAGUUCUCGGUUGCAGUGCAGCGUAACAGGUAGAAAGACGGUGGUUGUCACGCGUUGCACUCCCGUUCUGUCGUUCGUUCGUUUGACACCUCGUCUUCUUCUCUUGUGCACAUGUCUUGUUGCGUUACUGUGCCUUGUUCGUCCGCUGCCGACUCGAGCAGCUGCGUGCGACGCGACGACGACGACAGUGUGCAAUAAUGGGAGUUGCUUCGCACACAAUGGGUUGGAGGUUUGCGUUUGCGAGUUGCCUUGGACGGGAGCACACUGCGAUCAGACGAUGACGCUUUGUACAAAAGACUGCGGAGUGAAAUCGGAAUCUGGACUCGACUGUCAAACAGCAUUGUGUGGGCUUGGCACGUGUACAGACAGUAGCGUGCCUCCGUACUACUCAUGCACAUGCGGCGAUUUCUAUACGGGAAGUAACUGCGAAAUCCAGAGCAACCCUUGCAGCAGCGCGAGCAGUAAUCCAUGUGCGCAUGGAUCCUGCACUUUUGCGCCUGGGAAGAGUAGCGGGACUGUGACUUGUGUCUGCGAAGACGGAUGGGAGGUCCCACAAGGUGCUACCUCGACCAUCGUAAAGUGGGGGGAGAGCGAAGUUCUUAUGGGUCCACCCUGUUCUCAGCAACAGCAUCGAGGUGUGGCUAAUCUCGCCCUGACGUUAUCAAGUGGUGAGAUGAUUGUCUGGUGGAUCAUUUUCGCCAUCAGCAUUAUUGCCCUCGUCUGGUGUUGCUAUACUGUGUGCGCUGAAACAUGCUCCAAAUACAUUAGGACUAUCGGCCGACUACGGGCUGGCGCUCAGGUCGCCGGUGCCAUUUGA
This is a messenger RNA of Neospora caninum, 912 nucleotides long. RefSeq lists its product as hypothetical. The record is from RefSeq and is a predicted model, not a curated record. The coding region runs from base 1 to 912 and encodes 303 amino acids. The transcript has a single exon. NCBI's taxonomy places the organism in Eukaryota, Apicomplexa, Conoidasida, Eucoccidiorida, Sarcocystidae.